Molecule: messenger RNA, 1941 nt
Organism: Dimorphilus gyrociliatus
Lineage: Eukaryota; Metazoa; Annelida; Polychaeta; Dinophilidae
Source: the annotation of a GenBank genome assembly
AAUUAAAAAACUAACAUUAUUGCAGCAAGAUCAACCAUGAAUGGUACUAGUGGCGUACUUUAUGGAUCUGAAAACUUCCCUUCGACAGAACAAAGGGCUAGAAAUAUCAGAGACCCUUUUAACGAUCGCACAUCUGCUGAAAUAAGGAAAUUUAAAGAGCAACAGAUGGAAGCCGAGAGAGAUAUAUUAUCAUUUAGAGAAGAGAGAAAGCGACAAAUUUUGGAAAAAGAAAACGAAAAGAAAAAGGACUUGGAAAUGUUGAAAUCGUAUGAUCCGUGGGGAAGACCUGGACAUGGCGCUCCGAAAGAAUCACCAAGAAAACAAAAAUUUACCGAAGAACAAUUAGGGCAACAUUCUUGUGGUGAACAAAGACCAGCAGACGAAGUCGGUGUUAACGACGAUUUCUUUAGCAACUUUGGUAAACCUGGUGCUGGAGCUCCUAUUUUAAAUUCGAGAGGUGAAAGAAUGACAGAACUCCCAGCCGAUCCUUCUAUUCGCUUCCAAGACUCGAAGGAGGGUAAGAGAAUAAACGAAAUUGAGGUUAGAUAUCGGGAACCAGUUGAAAGAAAGAUGAAUAUGAGAAAAGAACUCGAUCAGCAACUGUCAGAAAAGAUAAUGACUGACUACGAGAGAAAGCACCAAGAGCGCCAAAAAGAUAUGGAACAUACUAAUCAUAACCCUUUUGGACGACCAGGUGCUGGAGCACCAAAUAUUUCUCCCAGAGGUAACCCUGUUCUCGGCAGGACAAAAGUACUCUCAAGGGAAAAUCAGAGUUCAUUAGGAGAUUCUUUAACUCCUGGAAAAUUAAUUUUAGAUGAUGAUAUUUCACGAUAUGAUCCAUGGGGUAAGGGAGCGGGAAAUCCUGUUUACGAUGAGCACGGCGACGCUAAGAGAACUCAUAGGAGCGAUAAAGAUUUGGGAAUGUUUACUAGCACUAAUGGCAAUAAUUACUCUGAAACCAAGACUUUAGAAUUAACAAAGAGAGGCGGUGGUGGAGAACCUUUAAGAACUAACAGCGGUAAAAUUACUGCAAGAAUUCCACAAACUAUGCACAAGUCCGAAUUCGGAGACCCUUCUAUUAAAGAGCAAAACCCUUUGUGGGAGAGCAAUUCUCCGUCAAGAUCUUCCCGUUUUGAUAAGUUUGAUGAACCAGAACCAAUCUAUAAUCCAUGGGGAAAAGGUGGAGCUGGUGCACCAAUUAGAGAUGAAAAGGGCAACGUCGUCACUCACGUAUAUGGAAAAAUUAAGAAGGAAAAACCCUCUGGACAUCCAGCAGAGUUACCUUCCCUAACGGGGACAUCAGCUGAUAUGAGAUCGAAGCAGCAAGCACAAUCCCAGUAUUUAGAUGAUUUGCGUAGAGAAAUAGAUGAACAAAAGAAGUUUAAACAAAGACAGUUUUCGGCUGUCGGCGAAGAAAAUGGAGAUUUAGCAUCAGUUAUACGAAGAGGUCAAGUUGGUAAUCCAAGAAGAGAUCCGAAUACAGGAGUUUUGCUGGAGCAGCAUCUUGGAGCAUCGGAUGUCACCAAGGAAAAAACUAACGAGAGAAGAUAUAUGAAUGAUUCAAGUCCUAAGUAUCAUAUUGAGUUAGAAUACUUGGCUGAAGAGAGAAAAAAAAAUCGCGAAAGAGAAAAACUAACCGAAAGACAGGAAACCCAAGAGCAUCAGAGAGCAUUUAAUGAAAUUUGGGGACGACCAGGCGGUGGAGCACCAAACACUUCCCAAAAAUUGUCAAAUCUAGAUAAUUCUCUUCACCAUCCAAGAAGAGAGCACGAGAACUAUCAAAAAAGAAUGGAUCUUUUGGGAUCUAAAGAUCUGUCUUCUUUGAACUAUGUCCGUAGCACAGUUCCUAGCACGCAUACAAAUCAAUACGAUUUUCCUUCUGAACAAAGAAGGCGACCAAAGAUGGAUUACAAGCUCAUCUCUCCUUACGCUACAAAUUAG